UGAUUAGGGGACACUAAAACACAUGAAUGAUUUCAGGAAUAGGGUAUGUCUAGUUUAAUUAAAAGAACUUUGCGUGACAUGCUAUCAAUGUUCCAAUAUUUGAGGGGCUGCCACAAAGAGGGGGUCAACCUAUUCUCCGAAGCUCCUGAGGGCAGCACAAGUAGUAAGGGUUAACUUAUCAAGGAGAGAUCCAACCUAGAACUAAGAAACUUUCUGACAAUAACAAUCAAUCCGGAAAAAAUUGCCUUCAGAAGUUGUGGGUACUCUUAUCACUGUAGGCUUUUAAAAGGAGACUGGCCAGCCAUUUGUCUGCAAUGACACAGGGGUCCUGCUUGGGGUUGGACUAUAAGAUCUCCAAGGUCCCUUUCAACUCUUAUUCCAUUAACUGGUUAUAACCCCUGCUCUUGAAACUGUACCCUAGAGGUAGUCCUCAAUUUUACAGCCUUUCUUACCAGUCUUAAGUGAAUUACCACGUUUAAGUGACACGGUUGUUAAGCGAAUCUGGCUUCUCCAUUGACUUUGCUUGCCAGGUGACAAAAGGGGAUUAAGUGACACUAUACUUAAUCCCCUCUUGUAGGUCAUAAACUGUUUCAAUUCCUACCCUCAAAAGAUGCUAUAGAGCACUGCACACCAGAACAACUAGACACAAGAACAGUUUUUCCCCAAACGCCAUCAUUCUGCUAAACAAAUAAUUCCCUCAACACCGUCAAACUAUUUACUAAAUCUGCACUACUAUUAAUUUUCUCAUCGUUCCCAUCACCCAUUUCCUCCCACUUAUGACUAUAACUUUGUUGCUGGUAUCCUUAUGAUUUAUAUUGAUAUUGCUAUUGUUUCCUGAUUAUUUGUAGCCUAUGACUAUCAUUAAGCGUUGUACCUGGAUGAAGAUAUCUUACAUUGAGGGUAUAUGCACCAAAACAAAUUCUUUGUGUGUCCAAUCACACUUGGCCAAUAAAAUUCUAUUCUAUUAAGUCAUAACUAGGAGUCAGUUGCCAAGUGGCUUAAUUUUGACCAGGUGGCCAUGGGCAUUGCUGCAACGGUCGUUAAAUGUGAGAAAUGGUCCUUAAAUCACUUUUUCUCAGUUCCCUUGUAACGCUGAACCGUCACUAAGCGAACAGCUGUAAGUCGAGGGCCAUUUGUAUUCGGGGAUGGAUGAGGAUGAUGGGACGAGAGAGCACGGGCCUGGCUGAUGGAAGAGCAACUUUCCCGCGCUCCGCUUCUCCCCCUCUCCUCCCCCCCACACGCGAGGCAGAGCGGGGAGUCUGCGCAGUCCGGCCAAGGGGGCGGAGAAAAGCCUCGCUCUUCGCUUGACGGCCUUCCCGACGGGGCCUCAAUGGCAGAGGCGAUAGGUGCCCGCCUCGUUCGGAACCGCUUCUUCGGCGGUUUCGUGUGCGGAGCGGCCCUGGGCGCCACAAUCUCCGGGCUGCUCUCCAAAAAUCUCCUCACAAAGCCCGACUGGCCACCGAGCACCGCCGCGCCCCAGCCAGAACAACCGCUCCCAUCAACACCACCGCCGUUGGGAGAACCUGGACCAAAAUCUAUAUUGGAAAGAUAUGGAUUUCCUGCAGCUGGAACUCAGAUCAGAUAUUACACCAAUCAUGCUCUCUCUUAUGAUCAGGCAAAACGAGUACCUAGAUGGGUGAUUGAACAUAUUUCCAAAUAUAAAACAUCAGGCAAUGCAGACAGAAAACAUUAUAAAUUUAAAGCAGACCCCAACAUCCCUUUCAUGUUCAGUGCUGUGAAUGAAGAUUACAUCGGCAGUGGCUGGUCACGAGGUCAUAUGGCACCAGCAGGGGACAACAAGCAUUCACCAGAAGCCAUGGCAGAAACAUUUUAUCUAUCCAACAUCGUGCCUCAGAACUAUGAAAAUAAUGCUGGUUUCUGGAAUAGAGUGGAGAUGUAUUGCCGGGAGCUGACUGAAAGAUUUGAAGACGUCUGGGUUGUUUCGGGACCCUUGAUGUUACCUCAGUUGGAUGAAGAUGGGAAGAAGAAGGUUAUCUAUCAGGUAAUUGGGAAAGACGAGGUGGCUGUACCUUCUCAUCUCUACAAAGUCAUUCUUGCCAGGCGAAGUGAAGUGUUUCAAGAUCCUUUGCUACUUGGAGCCUUUGUGGUACCAAACCGUCCUAUUGGAUUUGACCAUCAGCUUCAGGAAUUCCAAGUCGGCAUUGAAGAUCUGGAGAAAAUGUCCGGCCUUGUUUUCUUCCCAGAAGUGAAUAAAUCUGAAGAUGUCAGGAAUAUCUGUGAGGUUGAUUCUUGUAAGCUAAUGACCCUGGAAGAAUUUACUUUGUAUAUCACAACUCGGAAACUACAGAAUGCAAGGACACCAGAAAAGCUAGGGAAAAUCAUGUCUGAGUUACGUGAAAAAGGAAUUGAACCGGAUGAGUAUCUCUUAAAGGUUUAUAACAAGAAGAAAGAAGAAUUAGCUGAACAAACCGCAGCAGAAGUUAGAGAAAGAAAAGUUGGUUGAACUUAAAAAGUUUGGUGUUGUAUUUUCAGAGACGUAGCUGCUAAAAAAAGCUUUCACAACCAUUCUCUUUGGCUCUUCUCCUAUGAUAAAAAUUAUGAAAUUUGCCAUAUGAAAUUGAAACAUUCUCUGUGCUGGGGGUUGAUAGGGUUGCUUUUCUAAGUUACGCAUUAAAUAUUCAAAUUUAUGGGAUUCUUUCAUGAAACACUAGGAAAAAACUACUGGGAAUAUAAGCAAGAUUUUUUCAUUGCUAUCUAUUCAAGGCUUUUCUAAUAUAUUUGCUUUAGAAGUGUUUUAUUCUUUUCUGUUAAGAUUAUAUCAGAUUUUCAUUUGACAUUUUUAGAAUAAUAUCUAUUAUUUUCUUCCUUCCUCUUCCCUCCCCCAGCCACCCCCAGUUUCCCCAUUCAGCUGCUUUCUUCAUGGGAAUUUGAUUAAAUCCACAUUUCUAAUUUAAAAUCUGGGUAUACAGCAUAAAACACAUACACACUCUGUUUAAACGUCUUACAACAAUAUCUCACAUUGAGCUCACAUAUACUGCCAUGGUUUGUUAAACUGUGAUGUAAUUACAAAAACAUCAGUGACUGGAUUUACAAUGGCUGGGUCAGGCAACUUACUAAAGUAAAACCAAAUGAACCAUAUAAUAAUACAUUCAUGUGUGAAUUCAGUCAUUUGAGUAUCUUUACUGCUGUAGUAGGCCAGCUCAUUUUUUUUUAUUAUGGCCAGCUAUUAUUUUUUUAAGAGAAAACUGAUUGCUGUUUGUUUGUAGUAAUACAUUAUUAUAAUACAUUAACGGUAUUACUGUCCUGAAUUUAAAUCUCUCUUGAUUCUUCAGACUAAGCAUUCUUACUACCGUCGUAGUGACCUCAUCUCUAGAUUGGCCAAUUAACACCCUGUUUUAACACUGCUUUUAUUUUUAUUUUUUCCCCUUCUGCAACUUGUUUAUUUGACAGGUGUUGAUGUCCUGAGAGUGUUAUUUUGUGAUUUUUGAGUAAAGUGUUUUGAAAUAAAGAUAUUCCCAAUA
Messenger RNA from Ahaetulla prasina, 3482 nucleotides. It is a transcript of the gene EXOG, whose product is annotated as exo/endonuclease G. The transcript has 6 exons. Gene Ontology annotation, molecular function: single-stranded DNA endonuclease activity; RNA endonuclease activity; nucleic acid binding. The coding region runs from base 1187 to 2464 and encodes 425 amino acids. Lineage: Eukaryota; Metazoa; Chordata; Lepidosauria; Squamata; Colubridae. The record is from RefSeq and is a predicted model, not a curated record. Gene Ontology annotation, cellular component: nucleus; mitochondrial inner membrane. Gene Ontology annotation, biological process: apoptotic DNA fragmentation.